AUGGCCCUCCAGGCCGUGGUUUUCCCACAAGAUCCAUUCGCUUACCCUUGCAACAAAGACUACAUGUACUCGCUGGUAGAAAACAAUUUCCAAGUAGCAGAAAACAAAGCCCUUGUGGGAAUCAUCAGCAACAACAUCGACCACACUCUGCAUGCAAAUUGGGAUUCUUCUUCUCCUUCAGCUUUGCAAAAUGUCAAAGACCAAUGGGACUCACACUCCUCCCCUGAACCCUGCACCGUCGAUCACUCCCUCCCCGCCGCUUUCCCUCCCCCUCCGUCCUCCACUGACGCCCCCACCGGCCGCCGCAAACGCCGCCGCACCAAGAGCGCCAAGAACAAGGAGGAGAUAGAGAAUCAAAGGAUGACCCACAUUGCAGUUGAACGCAAUCGGAGGAAACAGAUGAACGAGUACCUAGCUGUUCUUAGAUCCUUGAUGCCACCCUCUUAUGUCCAAAGGGGUGAUCAAGCAUCUAUUAUUGGUGGCGCCAUUAACUUCGUGAAGGAGCUGGAGCAGCUUCUGCAGUGCAUGAAGGGUCAGAAGAGAACAAUGGAAAAUGGUGGUGGCUUCUCUGACUCAUCACCCUUUGCUGAGUUCUUCAUGUUCCCUCAGUACUCAACACGUGCGACACAGAGCAGCAGAGGCUACCCUGGCACGUGCGAGACACGGAACAAUUCAUGGGGCGUGGCAGACAUAGAAGUGACCCUGGUGGAUGGCCAUGCCAACAUAAAGAUACUCUCCAAGAAACGACCAGGCUUGCUUCUGAAGAUGGUAGUUGGCCUUCAAACUCUUGCCUUCACCAUUCUCCACCUUAAUGUUACCACUGUUGACGAUAUGGUCCUUACCACAGUUAGUGUCAAGGUAGAGGAAGGGUGUGAGUUGAACACGGUGGAUGAAAUUGCAGGCGCUGUGCAUGAAUUAUCCCGCACGGUGGAGGAGGAAGCUGUUUUGAGCAGAUGA
Messenger RNA from Sphenostylis stenocarpa, 957 nucleotides. Lineage: Eukaryota; Viridiplantae; Streptophyta; Magnoliopsida; Fabales; Fabaceae. The record is from the annotation of a GenBank genome assembly.